AUGGAUCAGUCGACUAAAAGACCGAGAGAUGGCGGUCUUAAUGAUCCUAGGUUGGGUUCCAUCGACAGAAACUUCAAGUGUCAGACAUGCGGAGAAGACAUGGCUGAGUGCCCGGGUCAUUUCGGCCAUAUCGAGUUGGCCAAGCCCGUGUUCCACAUUGGUUUCAUUGCAAAAAUUAAGAAAGUCUGUGAGUGUGUCUGUAUGCACUGUGGUAAGCUUCUAGUCGAUGACGCUAAUCCCUUGAUGGCUCAGGCCAUCAGGAUAAGAGACCCUAAGAAGAGAUUUAAUGCUGUGUGGAACGUCUGUAAGACAAAGAUGGUCUGUGAAGCUGAUGUCGUCAACGAUGAAGGCCAGGUUACCUCCGGAAGAGGCGGCUGUGGUCACACACAACCUACUGUUCGUAGGGACGGUAUGAAGUUGUGGGGAACAUGGAAACAGAACAAACAGUUUGAGGAAAACGAACAGCCCGAGCGUCGUUUGUUGACCCCAUCUGAGAUUUUGAGUGUUUUCAGACACAUCAGUGAAGAAGACUGUCAAAAGUUGGGUUUCAAUGAAGACUACGCAAGACCAGAACCCUCGAUUGCUUUCAACGAUACUGCUAGAGGUGAGGAUGACUUGACAUUUAAGUUGGCUGAUAUCAUCAAGGCCAAUAUCAACGUUCAACGACUCGAAAUGGACGGUUCUCCCCAGCACGUUAUCAGUGAGUUCGAAGCUCUUUUACAAUUUCACGUUGCUACAUACAUGGACAACGAUAUCGCUGGUCAACCGCAGGCACUUCAAAAGACAGGUCGUCCAAUCAAGUCUAUCAGAGCCAGAUUGAAGGGUAAAGAAGGCAGAUUGAGAGGUAACUUGAUGGGUAAACGUGUGGACUUCUCUGCUCGUACUGUCAUUUCGGGUGACCCCAACCUUGACCUUGACCAGGUCGGUGUACCCAUCUCUAUCGCGAGAACUUUAACUUACCCAGAGAUCGUGACUCCUUACAAUAUCCAUCGCUUGACCGAGUACGUGCGCAAUGGUCCAAAUGAGCAUCCAGGUGCCAAGUACGUCAUUCGUGAUACCGGUGACCGUAUUGAUUUGAGAUAUAACAAAAGGGCUGGUGACAUUGCCUUGCAGUAUGGUUGGAAGGUCGAACGUCAUUUGAUGGAUGAUGACCCAGUUUUGUUCAACCGUCAGCCAUCCUUGCACAAAAUGUCCAUGAUGUCGCAUAGAGUUAAGGUUAUGCCUUACUCCACGUUUAGAUUGAACUUGUCAGUCACCUCGCCAUAUAAUGCCGAUUUCGAUGGUGACGAAAUGAACUUGCACGUUCCACAAUCGCCUGAAACCAGAGCUGAAAUGUCUGAAAUUUGUGCGGUUCCAUUGCAAAUUGUCUCGCCCCAAUCGAAUAAACCAGUGAUGGGUAUCGUGCAAGAUACUCUUUGUGGUAUUCGUAAGAUGACUUUGAGAGACAUCUUCAUCGAUUACGAGCAGGUGAUGAAUAUGUUAUACUGGAUUCCUGAUUGGGAUGGAGUUAUUCCUCCUCCUGCAGUCAUGAAACCUAAACCCUUGUGGACUGGUAAACAGUUAUUGUCUAUGGCAAUUCCAAAGGGUAUUCACAUGCAGAGAUUUGAUGACGGAAAGAACUUGAUGAGUCCGAAGGACGCAGGCAUUUUGAUUGUUGAUGGCCAAAUUAUAUUUGGUGUUGUUGACAAGAAGACUGUGGGUGCUACAGCUGGUGGAUUAAUUCACACAGUCUUCAGAGAAAAGGGCCCUCAGGUAUGUGCCCAGCUUUUCAGCGCCAUUCAAAAAAUUGUGAACUACUGGUUGUUGCAUAACGGAUUCUCUAUCGGUAUUGGUGAUACAAUUGCUGAUAAGGACACCAUGAGAAACGUCACGACGACAAUUGAGGAUGCCAAGCUCAAGGUGCAAGAGAUCAUUAUCGAUGCCCAACAAAAUAGACUAGAGCCUGAACCAGGUAUGACCUUGAGAGAGUCGUUCGAACACAAUGUGUCCCGUGUGUUGAAUCAAGCUCGUGAUAGCGCCGGUCGUUCUGCUGAGAUGAAUUUGAGGGAUCUUAACAACGUUAAGCAGAUGGUCACAUCUGGUUCGAAGGGUUCGUUUAUUAACAUUUCUCAAAUGUCUGCUUGUGUGGGUCAACAAAUUGUGGAAGGUAAGCGUAUUCCUUUCGGUUUUGCCGAUCGUACCUUGCCUCAUUUUUCAAAGGACGAUUACUCGCCUGAAUCCAAGGGUUUCGUGGAGAACUCAUACUUGAGAGGUUUGACGCCGCAAGAGUUUUUCUUCCACGCUAUGGCUGGUAGAGAGGGUCUUAUUGAUACUGCUGUGAAGACCGCAGAGACAGGUUAUAUUCAGCGUCGUUUGGUUAAGGCGUUGGAGGAUAUCAUGGUUCACUAUGACGGUACCACCAGAAACUCGUUGGGUGAUGUCAUCCAGUUCGUUUACGGUGAAGAUGGUGUGGACGGUACUUCUGUGGAGAAACAGACCAUUGACACUAUUCCUGGUUCCGACGCUUCGUUCGAAAAGCGCUACAGAAUCGACCUCUUGGAUCCAAGCACGUCAAUCUCUGAGUCAUUGUUGGAGUCUGGUAAGGACAUCAAGGGUGACGUCAAAUUGCAAAAGGUAUUGGAUCAGGAGUACGAUCAGUUGCUCAAGGACCGUAAGUACUUGAGAGAGGUCUGUUUCCCCAACGGUGACUACAACUGGCCUUUGCCUGUUAAUUUGCGUCGUAUCAUCCAGAACGCUCAGCAAAUUUUCCACAGUGGCCGCCAGAAGGCGUCUGACUUGAAGUUGAGUGAGAUUGUCGAGGGCGUUCGUGAUCUUUGUACUAAGGUCCACGUUGUACGUGGUAAGGGUAAGUUGGCUGAAGAAGCUCAAGAGAACGCCACCUUACUUUUCCAGUGCUUGUUGCGUUCCAGAUUAGCCGCUCGUCGUGUGAUUGAAGAGUUUAAGUUGAGUAGAAUUUCAUUUGAAUGGGUCAUGGGUGAAAUUGAAACUCAGUUCCAGAAGUCCAUUGUCCAUCCUGGUGAGAUGGUUGGUGUUAUUGCUGCACAGUCUAUUGGUGAACCUGCUACUCAGAUGACCUUGAACACUUUCCAUUACGCUGGUGUGUCGUCUAAAAACGUUACAUUGGGUGUUCCCCGUCUUAAGGAGAUUCUUAAUGUUGCCAAGAAUAUUAAGACUCCAGCAUUGACAGUCUACUUGGACCCAGAUGUGGCAGCUGAUAUCGAAAAGGCUAAGGUUGUUCAAUCUGCUAUUGAGCAUACCACUUUGAAGAAUGUUACUUCGGCAACUGAGAUUUUCUACGACCCAGACCCCAGAAGUACUGUGAUUGAGGAGGAUUACGACACUGUCGAGGCCUACUUCGCCAUUCCUGAUGAGAAGGUAGAGGAGACCAUCGAUAACCAAUCUCCAUGGUUGCUCCGUCUUGAACUUGACAGAGCUAAGAUGUUGGACAAGCAAUUGACAAUGGCGCAGGUUGCUGAAAAGAUUUCCCAGAACUUUGGUGAAGAUUUGUUCGUUAUCUGGUCCGACGAUACUGCUGAAAAGUUGAUCAUCCGUUGUCGUGUCAUCCGCGAUCCUAAGUUAGAGGAAGAAGGUGAACACGAAGAAGACCAAAUCUUGAAGCGUGUCGAGGCUCACAUGUUGGAAACUAUUUCUUUGCGUGGUAUCCCAGGUAUCACAAGAGUGUUUAUGAUGCAGCACAAGAUGAGUGUUCCAGAAGAGAGUGGUGAAUUCGUUCAAAAGCAAGAAUGGGUUUUGGAAACCGAUGGUGUCAACUUAGCAGAGGUAAUGGCCGUGCCAGGUGUUGAUUCUCACCGUACUUACUCGAACAAUUUCAUUGAGAUUCUUUCUGUGUUGGGUAUUGAGGCCACUCGUUCUGCAUUGUACAAGGAAAUUCUUAACGUUAUUGCGUUCGAUGGUUCUUAUGUCAACUACCGUCAUAUGGCUUUAUUGGUUGAUGUUAUGACGUCUCGUGGCCAUUUGAUGGCAAUUACACGUCACGGUAUUAACAGAGCUGAAACUGGUGCGUUGAUGCGUUGUUCUUUCGAAGAAACGGUGGAAAUUUUGUUGGAGGCUGGUGCUGCAGCAGAACUUGACGAUUGCCGUGGUAUUUCUGAGAAUGUCAUUUUGGGCCAGAUGCCUCCAUUGGGUACUGGUGCGUUUGACUGUAUGGUGGACGACAAGUUGUUGCAACAGGCUGGUCCAAACGGAGGUGUUCCCGUCGCUGCUCUGGCAGGAGCAUACGCUGAUGAUGGUGGUGCUACUCCUUACAGAGAAUACGAUAUGGAGGAUGACAAGAUCCAGUUUGAAGAAGGCGCAGGUUUCUCGCCAAUUCACACUGCGAACACGUCCGAAGGCGUUGGCUCGCUUACCUCAUACGGUGGACAGCCAUCUUUACUCGCCAACGUCACCAAGCUACUCGCCUACAUCGCCAUCCUACUCGCCAACUUCGCCAUCGUACUCACCUACAUCGCCAAGUUACUCACCAACAUCUCCAUCUUAUUCACCAACUUCGCCAAGUUACUCGCCAACUUCGCCAAGUUACUCACCAACUUCGCCUUCGUACUCACCUACUUACUCACCAACUUCGCCAAGUUAUUCACCAACUUCACCAAGUUACUCACCAACUUCGCCUUCGUACUCACCUACGUCGCCAAGUUAUUCACCAACAUCUCCAUCAUACUCGCCAACUUCGCCAAGUUACUCGCCAACUUCGCCAUCGUACUCACCUACUACUCGCCUACGUCGCCACAGUACUCACCUACAUCACCGCAAUACUCGCCUACGUCGCCACAGUAUUCGCCAACUUCGCCACAGUAUUCGCCAACUUCACCCCAAUAUUCGCCUACUUCACCUCAGUACUCCCCAGGUUCUCCAUCAUACUCACCUGGUUCCCCACUGUACGCUGAAAGCAAGAAGGAGGAUAAAAAGAAGGACUGA
Molecule: messenger RNA, 4935 nt
Organism: Candidozyma duobushaemuli
Lineage: Eukaryota; Fungi; Ascomycota; Pichiomycetes; Serinales; Metschnikowiaceae
Gene: RPO21
Product: DNA-directed RNA polymerase II subunit RPB1
Exons: 5
Coding region: 1-4935 (1644 amino acids)
Biological process (GO): transcription by RNA polymerase II
Cellular component (GO): RNA polymerase II, core complex
Molecular function (GO): DNA binding
Source: RefSeq, a predicted model, not a curated record